Messenger RNA from Stylonychia lemnae, 405 nucleotides. The record is from the annotation of a GenBank genome assembly. NCBI's taxonomy places the organism in Eukaryota, Ciliophora, Spirotrichea, Sporadotrichida, Oxytrichidae.
AUGAACAGGAAACUAUCAGAGGACUCUUAGAGAGUCGAGAACUUUCUGGUUUCAGUGAAGAGUCUGCAUUAGGACUUGGAAUCGGAGAAAAAGCAAUUCAACAAUUUUAGAUUGUACAUAAAAACCUAACAAAAUAAAUUCUAGGAAGAAAAUAACCAGCAACCCAUGUUCAUCAAGCUUCUUAAUGAGACACAAUAACAUGACUAGGAAUUAGAAAAACUCAGACUCUAAAAGAUGAAUGAUGACAACGUACAUAGGAAAUAACUCAUGCUAUUAAGAGUUAUUGGAUUGUAGAAAAUUGCUGGCUAAUAUAAAUACUUUAGAGAUGUUAUGAAUAAGAAUUAGCUAAGCAAGAAGAAUACUUAGCAAAUUAAUGAUAACAAUAGUAUGCAACUAUACUAAUGA